Miscanthus lutarioriparius is the source of this 1362-nucleotide messenger RNA. The record is from the annotation of a GenBank genome assembly. Lineage: Eukaryota; Viridiplantae; Streptophyta; Magnoliopsida; Poales; Poaceae.
AUGGAUGUGAACGACGUGCUGGUGGUGGUGCUGGCGGCGGCGCUGGCGGGGAUGUGGUGGCGCUGGUGCUCCAAGACGGGCGGCGUCGACGGGCUCCCGCCGGGUCCGCCGGGUUGGCCGGUGGUGGGGAACCUGUUCCAGGUGAUCCUGCAGCGGCGUCCGUUCAUGGCCCCCAUGUUCGCGAGCCGGCCCGAGGACAGCCCCACCCGCCUCCUCUUCAGCGUCGGCAAGUGCACCGUCAACUCGGCGCCCUACGGCCCGCUGUGGCGCGCGCUCCGCCGCAACUUCGUCGCCGAGAUCGUGUCCCCGCACCGCGUCAAGUCCUUCUCCUGGAUUCGGGAGUGGGCCGUGGACGCGCACCUGCGCCGCCUCCGCGCCGAGCUCAACGCGGAGGGUGCUGUGCGGGUGAUGGCCGGCUGCCGCCUCACCAUCUGCAGCAUCCUCAUCUGCAUCUGCUUCGGCGCCAAGAUCCCCGACGAGCUCAUCCGGGAGAUCGAGGAGGUGCUCAAGGACGUGAUGAUGAUUUCCUUGCCCAAGCUCCCGGACUUCUUGCCCUCCUCACGCCGCUCUUCAGGAAGCAGCUGUCCGAGGCCCGCGCCCUGCGCCGCCGCCAGCUCGACUGCCUCGCGCCGCUCGUCCGCGCGCGGAGGGACUUCCUCCGCGACGGCAACAAGGGGGCGGCGGCGGCGAAGGGCGGCGUGGGAGAUGAUGAGCAGGCCCGGGGAGGCGUACGUGGACUCGCUGUUCGACCUGGAGCCGCCCGGCCGCGGGAAGCGCCUCGGUGAGGAGGAGCUCGUUACGCUCUGUUCCGAGGUCAUGAGCGCCGGCACCGACACCAGCGCCACCGCGCUGGAGUGGGCCAUGAUGCACCUCAUCCUCGACCCCGCCGCGCAGGAGCGCCUCUACGACGAGGUCGUCGCCAAGGCAGGCAAGACCGCCCGGAUCACCGAAGCCGACGUCGAGGCCAUGCCUUACCUCCAGGCGGUAGUGAAGGAGACGUUCCGGCGUCACCCGCCGAGCCACUUCGUGCUGUCGCACGCGGCGACGCGGGACACGGAGCUGGGCGGGUACCGCGUCCCCGCCGACGCCAGCGUGGAGUUCUACACGGCGUGGGUGACGGAGAACCCGGCGACGUGGCCGGACCCGGAGCUGUGGCGGCCCGAGCGGUUCCUGGAGGGCGGCGAAGGGUUCGACACCGACAUCACGGGCACCCGCGCGCUGCGCAUGAUGCCCUUCGGCGCCGGGCGCCGGAUCUGCCCCGCCGCCACGCUCGGCGUGCUCCACAUCCAGCUCAUGCUCGCCAACAUGGUGCGCGCGUUCCGGUGGACGCCCCCGCCGGCGAGGACCGCCGGAUCCUACUGA